UCAAUCUUCUUAGACGAAAAGGUAUAUUUUCAUAUGAUUUCGUAGAUGGAUUGGACAAGUUGAUGACUACAAAACUGCCAGAGAAGAAUGAGUUUUACAAUAAACUAACAGAUUCUCAUAUUAUUGACGAAGACUAUCACCAUGCUGUUACAGUAUGGAAUAUGUUUACUAUAAAAACUUUGGGUGAAUAUUCAGAUUUGUACUUGAAAACAGAUGUUUUAUUAUUAGCUGACGUCUUCGAAAGUUUUCGAGAGACAUCUCUGAAAGCGUAUAGUUUAUGUCCUGCACACUUUUACACGACUCCAGGUCUCACAUUUUCAGCAGCUCUAAAAAUGACAAAAGUGGAAUUGGAGCUUCUUACAGAUAUAGAUAUGCUGAUGUUUAUUGAAGCAGGCAUUCGAGGAGGAAUAAGUCAAUGUUGCAAUCGGUAUGCUAAGGCGAACAAUCCAUACAUGGGACCAUCAUACGAUAAGAAUCAGGAAACGAAGACACUCUUAUAUUUUGAUAUUAAUAAUCUUUAUGGAUGGGCUAUGGUGCAGUAUUUACCAGUGGGAAAAUUCAAAUGGAUCGAAUAUGAAACGAAUUCAAAUUUUUUCAAUGCACCACCAGACUGAUACAGGCUACUUUGCUGAAGUAGAUUUAGAGUAUCCUGAAGAAAUACAUGAUGAUCAUCAAGAUUUGCCUUUUUGUGCAGAGCAUCGUACACCCCCUGGCUCAAAGCAAAGGAAACUGUUGACUACUUUGAACGAUAAGAAAAGGUAUGUCAUUCAUUAUCUUGCGUUAAAACAGGUAUUAGAUAAUGGACUUCGACUAAAAAAAGUGCAUAGGAUUCUAAGUUUUGAGCAGAAGCCUUGGCUCAAACCAUAUGUUGAAUUUAAUACAGUGAAGAGAAAGCAGGCCAAGAAUGAUUUAGAAAAGCUUUUCUACAAGUUAUUAAUUAAUGCAGUAUAUGGUAGUGCAUCGAGCGAGAACGAUCUCGCGUUGAUGUGCGAUUAGUGAAUAAAUUUACAGGUCGAUAUGGAGCAGCAGUCACGUAUAGCUCAACCAAAUUUUCAUAGUUGUGCUAUCUUUAGAUGAAAAUUUGGUUGCUAUACAGCUAAAGAGAAUGAGUAUUACAAUUAAAAAAACAAUAUACGUUGGUCUCAGCAUUCUCGAUUUGUCUAAAACAUUGUUAUACGAUUUUCAUUAUUCAUAUAUAAAGCGUCGACUUGGGGACAAAUGUAAACUCCUUUACACAGACACAGAUAGUCUAAUAUAUGAAGUCAUUGACGUGGAUAUGUAUAAAAUAAUGAAAGAAGACUUGCACAAAUUUGAUACUUCUGAUUACAAAGAGAACAAUCAAUUUGGAAUCCUGCGUGUCAAUUAAAAAGUGCCUGGAUUAAUGAAAGAUGAAUGCUGUGGCAAGAUUAUGACGGAAUUUAUUGGUUUACGUAGCAAAAUGUAUAGUAUUUUGAUAGAUGGAUCUGAGACUGUGAAAAAAGCCAAAGGCAUAAAAUCGAGCGUUGUGAAGAAAACAAUCACGUUCGAAGAUUAUCGAAAAUGUCUUGAAGAACAAAUUAUUGUUAAACGUGAGCAGUGCAACAUUCGCUCUAAAUUGCAUGUAGUGCAUACUGAAAAACAGAAUAAAAUAGCACUAAGUCAGCAUGAUGAUAAAAGAUACUUAUUACCUCAUAGCACAGACACUUUGCCUUGGGGUCAUUAGUGGGGGAGAUGGAAGUGGAGAAGGGGUAUGAAGCGACCAAUACUGAAGAAGAAAGCGAGAGAGCAAUGGAGAGGGGGAACGAAGUGACCAAUGAAAACAGUGCAGCACGAGUGGGGAUGACACUUUAUGGCGAUACAGGUGAACAAAUCAUUAUCGAAUACGAUGUUUGUGAGGAGCUAAUGCACGAAUGCAAUCCAUCGAUGGAGAGGGCAUCUUCCGAUAGAAGGGAUAUUCUACAAGAGGCGAUGGAAGGGGCAGAUAUCAUGGUGGGGAAUGGGCUAUAUCAACCGACGCAGCACGGUGAAGAGCACAUUCGAGCAGUCGAGCUUGAAAAUUACCUGCCUUUGGAGAAGAAACCAAGACUCACUUAACAUUUCCAAAAUGGAUCUAUCUGCACUUAACAAAAUUGCUGAGCGCGAGUUCUUGCCCAAGAAGAAAGCCACGAACUUUCAGACGAGAUUCAGUACGAAGAUCGUGGCCGAGAUCGAUGACAGCUUUCAAAUAUUUCUUCCAGAAAAAAUCUCAUCAGCAAUCUUGAAAG
This is a messenger RNA of Nasonia vitripennis (jewel wasp), 2243 nucleotides long. RefSeq lists its product as uncharacterized. Lineage: Eukaryota; Metazoa; Arthropoda; Insecta; Hymenoptera; Pteromalidae. The record is from RefSeq and is a predicted model, not a curated record. Bases 63 to 614 code for a protein of 183 amino acids. Gene Ontology annotation, molecular function: DNA binding; nucleotide binding; DNA-directed DNA polymerase activity. Gene Ontology annotation, biological process: DNA replication. The transcript has 2 exons.